This is a messenger RNA of Erpetoichthys calabaricus (reedfish), 3844 nucleotides long. RefSeq names its product histone deacetylase 6 (gene hdac6). The record is from RefSeq and is a predicted model, not a curated record. NCBI's taxonomy places the organism in Eukaryota, Metazoa, Chordata, Cladistia, Polypteriformes, Polypteridae. Gene Ontology annotation, molecular function: histone deacetylase activity; zinc ion binding. Bases 179 to 3607 code for a protein of 1142 amino acids. Gene Ontology annotation, cellular component: histone deacetylase complex. Gene Ontology annotation, biological process: chromatin organization. The transcript has 29 exons.
CGCCGAGUAGACAAGACACGGAGGGUUGAAUCCAGUUGAGAAGCUCGUCUGACGAUAAAGAGAGAUUAGGUUUUUAGGUUUGAGUGUAUUGUGGUGUUUGUUCAAGCUGCCGCAGUCUGACGACGAGCAUAGCCGACGCCUCACGAGCUACUUUUAUGAGUGAUUGAACAGUUUCAUAAUGACAUCAAUUCCCAGUCAGACAAGUGAGAGAUCACUACGUGCCACUUCCCGUUCUCCAAGAUCGCCACAAUCUGAGAAGAGUGGAAAAAAAAAUAAGAAGUCACCACAGGACAGAAAAUUAAGCCUGAAAGAAGUAAAAAAGAAAGGGAAAAUGGAUCGAAGCCAUGGUGAGGACAGCGUCAUCAUGCAUCUUGGUCAGCUGGAUCUUGGAAAUUCAAAACCAGUGACAGGAACAGGAUUGGCAUUCACGGAAAAGUCCCAGGAGUACUUUUGUCUAUGGGAUGACAAACAUUCUGAAUGUCCAGAAAGAGUUAGCACUGUGAUAGACAAAAUGAAACAAUAUGAACUUUUACAGCGCUGUCACUUAGUAACGGAAAGAGCUGCAACAGAGGAGGAAAUUUCACUUGUACACACUGUGGAAUAUGUGGAAUUGAUGAAAUCCACUCAGAAAAUGUCACAGAAUGAGCUUCAUUCAUUAUCAGGAAACUAUGAGCAUAUAUACAUCCAUCCAAAAUCAUUCCAAUGUGCUAGGUUGGCUGUGGGAUCAGUUCUAGAAUUGGUUGAUCAAGUGAUGACAGGAAAACUAAGAAAUGGUUUCUCGGUUUGCAGACCUCCAGGUCACCAUGCAGAAAGAGACCAGAUGAGUGGCUACUGUAUGUUUAACAAUGUGGCCAUUGCUGCAAGUUAUGCUAAAGAAAAAUACAAUCUAAAGCGCAUAUUAAUUGUGGACUGGGACGUGCAUCAUGGACAGGGAAUACAGCAUAUAUUUGAAGAGGAUCCCAGUGUUCUUUAUUUCUCAAUACACCGCUAUGAAUAUGGACGUAUUUGGCCUCACCUUACAGAAUCAAGUGAAACUGCUGUUGGUCAAGGAAUUGGAGAGGGCUAUAAUAUAAAUGUUCCAUGGAAUCAGACUGGAAUGAAAGAUGCUGAUUAUAUUACAGUGUUUACACAACUACUUCUGCCAGUGGCUUUUGAGUUCAUGCCACAGCUCGUGCUUGUUUCUGCUGGAUUUGACUCUGGAAUUGGAGAUCCUAAAGGGAAGAUGGUUGUUACUCCACCUUGUUUUGCUAUACUUACUCACAUGCUGCAGCCUCUUGCUAAUGGGAGGUUGAUCUUGGCUUUGGAGGGGGGAUAUCAUUACAGGUCAACAGCAGAAAGUGCAUGUGCUUGCUUAAAGGUGCUGCUGGGUGACCAGUGCCCUAAACUGGAGUCUUCUUUCUCUCCUUGUUAUGGUGCUAUGGAUUCAAUUUCAAAAAGCAUUGCAGCACACUCUAAGUUUUGGAAAUGUCUGCAGAUUCUUGAUCCACAUUUGUACAAGCGUGAAGGCACUCAACCAGAUAACCCUGAGGUCUUUCCUGAAGAGAUAGACUCAGUCUUAGACCGGUCAUCAAACAUGAUAAUACAGGCACUCCCACCUGUGCAGACUGGUCUAGUGUAUGAUGAGAGGAUGAUGGAGCAUUACAAUAUGUGGGACAGCCAUCAUCCUGAGGUUCCACAACGAAUUUCAAGAAUAUUCUCUCACCUUGAGAAACAGGGCUUUGUUGAGCGUUGCCAGCGUUUAUCAAUACGUGCCGCCACUGAGGAAGAGCUUGCAAUGUGCCAUGGGAAUGAACAUAUUAACACCAUCAAGUCAACAGCCAUGAUGAAACCCCGAGAUCUUCACAAGCAGGGAGAUGAAUAUGAUUCAAUCUACAUAUGUGCUCAGUCUUAUCAGAGUGCCAUUCUGGCUGUUGGAGCCUGCUUCAGUGCUCUAGAGGCUCUUCUCACUGGCAAGGUUAGUAAUGCAGUGGCCAUUGUCCGACCACCUGGACACCAUGCUGAGAAGGACAGUGCUUGUGGCUUCUGUUUCUUCAACAAUGUAGCUCUAACUGCACGUUAUGCACAGAAACUUGCUGGAAAUUUAAUAAGAGUACUGAUUCUGGAUUGGGAUAUACACCAUGGCAAUGGCACCCAGCACAUCUUUGAAGAUGACCCUAGUGUGCUGUAUAUUUCCCUGCACCGUUAUGAUAAUGGCUCAUUCUUUCCAACAAUGGAGGAUGCAAAUUUUGACAAGGUUGGCCAAGGAUUGGGUAAAGGAUACAAUGUAAACAUCCCCUGGAAUUCAAGCAAAAUGGGAGAUCCUGAAUAUAUUGCAGCUUUCCAGAAAGUUGUAAUGCCAAUUGCCAGUGAGUUUGACCCUGAGCUAGUACUUGUGUCAGCUGGUUUUGAUGCAGCUCGUGGUGACCCACUUGGCAGUUACUUAGUAACACCAGAAUGUUAUGCUCACAUGACCCACAUGUUACUGGGUCUGGCAGGAGGACGGGUGCUGGUGGUUCUUGAAGGAGGCUAUAACCUAUCCUCAAUAUCUGAGUCAAUGUCUAUGUGCACAUCUGUUCUGCUGGGAGACUGCCUGCCAGACUUGGGUCAGUUGGCUGUACCACACCAAAGUGCCAUACGUUCAAUCAACAAUGUUCUGCAAGUACAUUGCCAGUUCUGGAGCAGCCUCCGACUUAACAUUCCAGAUUCUGUACGGUCUUCGCUGCCUACAGCUAGUCCCACCAGGAAGGAACUUCUUUCGCCUAGGAGAACAUCAUCAAAGAAAGAAAGUACUCCUCAAAAACAUGUGCAACAGCAUGAAAAUCUUACUAGUGAAGUAAAUGAAGGUCCAUUGAAGUCUUUGGAAACCACUGCGGUCAUUGCGGACAACGACUCCAUUAACCAGAUAACAGAAAGCCUCCAGUCAGUAUCUCUUGGAAGUAGCACAGUAAGGCAAAAAGACCAAAUUGACCUUGAACAGACAGUCAUUAGUAGCCUAGCCUCCUUAUCUGUGGGUGGUGCAAGGCAAAAGGUGAAACCACUGGCUCAUGAAAGUACAACAAAUGUUCAGGAGCAUCAAAAAAGAUCAAAAGGCAGCAUUCAAACUCCACAGUCUAAUCAAGCUAUUCAGCCAGAAACACCUGAGGCAGUUGGCUUGGAACCGGCUCACACUGUUACAGCUGGAGAGGAAACUAAGACUAGUCUUCUAGAUACUGCUUCAGGAUGGUCAAAAUCUCAAACAAACUGUGAGAUUUAUUUGAACAGUCAGGAUAUUGAUAUGGGGACAUUGUUUGCAGUGGAGCCUUUAACCUGGUGUCCUCAUCUCAGAGAAAUUAACCCACUACCUUCAAAGGGUUUGAAUGUGUUUCAGACAUGUCUGGAUUGUGAAACUCGUAUGGAAAACUGGGUUUGUCUUGUGUGCUAUCAGGUUCACUGUGGUCGUCAUGUGAAUCAACAUAUGUUGAAUCACAGUAUAUCUUCUGGCCACGUGAUGGUUCUAAGCUUCACUGACUUGUCAGUCUGGUGUUACUCAUGUGAUUCAUACGUCCACAAUAAGGCCUUGGAUCAAGCUAAGAAUGCAGCUUACACAAGUUUGGGGAGGAUAUGCCAGGAUGCAAUUAAUAAAGACUAAAGAUAUCACUAUAUGGAUAUCAAUGUGAUUCUCAUGUUAUGAAACUCAUGGUUGAUUGGUCAGCUUUUCAGGGGUGUUAAGAUUUAAUUUUUUUUAAGUUAAAAAUGACUUUAUAUUAUAAUAAUUACAAAAGUAUAAUCUGCUUAUUCUGAAACUGUGUCUGACAGUUGCACUUAGUCAUUUCUGUUGACUUUGCAAACUACAACCUCACAAAUGCUUUAACCUUCCUCUUGUGUU